AUGUCGGCCAAGAAAAACUCCAACGUCCCUCCAGAAUUUAUUAAUGAGCUUCUUUAUGUCAAUUUCCAGAGUAUGCAGGUGGGCUCACAUUGUUAUGUAAAUAAGCCACAACUUUUGCAGUUCUUUGUUCUUUAUGAGUCUGUCAGUUUUCUUUCAUUUCCUGAUGACUCUGCGUAUCUCUUCUCAGAAGCUGGGGGAUCCAGUUCUAAGACCAUUUCUUCAGAUCCAGUAAUAAGACCAUUAUUAACUGCAUUUCCAUCCAAGAUUAAGUAUGAGUGGAAGCAGCAUCUUGAGGCUUGGAAAUAUGGGUCUGGUUUAGAUUACAAGCUGUAA
Molecule: messenger RNA, 333 nt
Organism: Dovyalis caffra
Lineage: Eukaryota; Viridiplantae; Streptophyta; Magnoliopsida; Malpighiales; Salicaceae
Source: the annotation of a GenBank genome assembly